Pangasianodon hypophthalmus (striped catfish) is the source of this 3572-nucleotide messenger RNA. RefSeq names its product ATPase sarcoplasmic/endoplasmic reticulum Ca2+ transporting 1 (gene atp2a1). Lineage: Eukaryota; Metazoa; Chordata; Actinopteri; Siluriformes; Pangasiidae. The record is from RefSeq and is a predicted model, not a curated record. Gene Ontology annotation, molecular function: ATP hydrolysis activity; P-type calcium transporter activity; ATP binding. Bases 252 to 3269 code for a protein of 1005 amino acids. The transcript is spliced from 23 exons. Gene Ontology annotation, cellular component: membrane. Gene Ontology annotation, biological process: calcium ion transmembrane transport; intracellular calcium ion homeostasis.
AGUUAGCACUUUCUGUCAGCCCAGGGAGGAGAGGAGGCGAAAGAGAGAGGGGAGAGAGAGAGCGAACGACUGGGGCUGUUGAUUUUGUCCCAAUUUCCACACUUUUAGAAAGUGUUGGUGGGUAACACAUUUUUACACUCUCUGUCCUCUAACGGAAAUAGACCUAUUUUUUCCACUUCACGGUGGACUUUUCUGAGUUGGGAUCUGAUCUUUGGUUGUUUUUUUGCAAAGCCUCCCCUUGAGCUGAGAGGAUGGAGAACGCUCACACACAGGAGCCAAGCGAGUGCCUGUCCUACUUUGGUGUCAGCGAGAACACGGGCCUCUCACCUGACCAGGUUAAAAGGAACUUGGCCAAGUUCGGCUAUAACGAGCUGCCUGCUGAGGAAGGUAAAUCAAUCUGGGAGCUGGUAGUAGAGCAGUUUGAGGAUUUGUUGGUCAGGAUCCUGCUGCUAGCUGCCUGCAUAUCUUUUGUUCUGGCCUGGUUUGAGGAGGGUGAGGAAACUGUAACUGCCUUCGUCGAGCCUUUCGUUAUUCUGCUCAUCCUUAUUGCCAAUGCUGUGGUCGGAGUUUGGCAGGAGCGCAAUGCUGAGAGUGCCAUUGAGGCUCUGAAGGAGUAUGAGCCAGAGAUGGGCAAGGUGUACCGAGCUGACAGGAAGAGUGUGCAGAGGAUCAAGGCCAGGGAGAUCGUCCCUGGAGACAUCGUGGAAGUGUCAGUUGGUGAUAAAGUCCCCGCUGAUAUCAGAAUCACUUCAAUCAAAUCCACAACUCUGCGUGUUGACCAGUCCAUCCUUACUGGUGAGUCUGUGAGUGUGAUUAAGCACACAGAGUCUGUGCCUGACCCCAGAGCUGUCAAUCAGGACAAGAAGAACAUGCUCUUCUCUGGCACCAACAUCGCUGCAGGAAAAGCCAUCGGUGUAGUUGUGGCCACUGGCGUCUCCACCGAGAUCGGAAAGAUCCGUGACCAGAUGGCAGCCACCGAGCAGGAGAAGACGCCACUGCAGCAGAAGCUGGACGAAUUUGGAGAACAGCUCUCCAAGGUCAUCUCGCUCAUCUGUGUGGCCGUGUGGCUCAUCAACAUCGGCCACUUCAAUGACCCCGUGCAUGGUGGCUCCUGGAUCCGUGGCGCCAUUUACUAUUUUAAAAUCGCUGUGGCCCUGGCUGUGGCUGCCAUCCCAGAGGGUCUUCCUGCUGUGAUUACGACAUGCUUGGCUCUGGGCACACGCCGUAUGGCCAAGAAGAAUGCCAUUGUGCGAUCUCUGCCUUCUGUGGAGACUCUGGGCUGUACCUCAGUCAUCUGCUCCGACAAGACUGGUACUCUGACCACCAACCAGAUGUGUGUGACCAAGAUGUUCAUCAUUGAGAAGGUGGAAGGGGACAAUGUGACUCUUGACCAGUAUGAUAUCUCUGGCUCAAAAUACACUCCUGAAGGAGAAGUAACUAAAGGUGUUCUUCCUGUGAAAUGUGGCCAGUAUGAUGGGCUGGUUGAGCUGGCUACCAUCUGUGCCCUGUGUAACGACUCCUCUCUGGAUUAUAAUGAGUCUAAGGGAAUCUAUGAGAAGGUGGGUGAAGCCACUGAGACUGCACUCUGCUGUCUGGUGGAAAAGAUGAACGUGUUCAACACUGAGGUCCGUGGCCUGUCAAAGGUGGAGAGAGCCAAUGCCUGUUGCACUGUAAUUAAGCAGCUGAUGAAGAAAGAGUUCACACUGGAGUUCUCCCGUGACAGGAAGUCCAUGUCUGUCUACUGCUCUCCAGCCAAGCCCUCCAAGGCGUCUCUUGGCAAUAAGAUGUUUGUCAAGGGUGCUCCCGAAGGUGUGAUUGACAGAUGUGCAUAUGUGCGUGUGGGAACCACCCGCAUACCCCUGACUGGCCCCGUGAAAGAAAAGAUCAUGGCUGUGAUUAAGGAAUGGGGAACUGGCCGUGACACCCUGCGCUGCCUGGCUCUGGCCACUCGAGACUCCCCUCUGAGGAAGGAGGAGAUGAACCUGGAGGAUUCCACCAAGUUUGCUGACUAUGAGACUGAUCUCACCUUUGUGGGCUGUGUUGGCAUGCUGGAUCCCCCUCGCAAAGAGGUCAUGGGCUCCAUCCAGCUGUGCAAGGCUGCUGGCAUCCGGGUCAUUAUGAUCACUGGUGAUAACAAGGGCACUGCUGUGGCUAUCUGCCGUCGCAUCGGCAUCUUCGAGGAGGAUGAAGAUGUCACUGGGCGUGCUUUCACAGGUCGUGAGUUUGAUGACCUGCCCCUGGCACAACAGAGAGAAGCGGUGCGCAAGGCCUGCUGCUAUGCCCGUGUCGAGCCUUCUCACAAGAGCAAGAUUGUGGAAUUCCUGCAGAGUUAUGAUGAGAUCACGGCCAUGACUGGUGAUGGUGUGAAUGAUGCCCCUGCCCUGAAGAAGGCAGAGAUUGGUAUUGCCAUGGGCUCUGGCACAGCCGUUGCCAAGUCAGCCUCGGAGAUGGUCCUGGCCGACGACAACUUCUCUUCUAUCGUAUCUGCUGUUGAGGAAGGCAGAGCCAUCUACAACAACAUGAAGCAGUUCAUCCGCUACCUCAUCUCCUCCAACGUGGGAGAGGUCGUCUGUAUCUUCCUGACUGCUGCUCUUGGUCUGCCUGAGGCCCUGAUCCCAGUGCAGUUGCUGUGGGUGAAUCUGGUCACUGAUGGUCUUCCUGCUACUGCUCUGGGUUUUAACCCCCCUGACUUGGAUAUCAUGGGAAAGGCUCCUCGAUCUCCCAAAGAACCACUCAUUUCUGGUUGGCUCUUCUUCAGAUACCUGGCCAUUGGAGGUUAUGUUGGAGCUGCUACUGUGGCUGCUGCUGCAUGGUGGUUCAUUUACUCUGAGGAUGGCCCAAUGGUGACCUUCUACCAGCUCUCCCACUUCAUGCAGUGCACUGAAGAGAAUGAAGACUUCGCCGACAUCAUAUGUGAGGUGUUCGAGUCCUCUCCCCCGAUGACAAUGGCCCUGUCUGUGCUGGUCACCAUUGAGAUGUGCAACGCUCUCAACAGCUUGUCAGAGAACCAAUCCCUGCUGCGUAUGCCUCCCUGGAGCAACCUCUGGCUGGUGGCUGCCAUGUCCCUGUCCAUGUCCCUGCACUUUAUGAUCAUCUAUGUCGAUCCUCUGCCUAUGAUUUUCAAGUUGACUCAUCUGAAUCUGGAGCAGUGGAUCGUGGUGCUGAAGCUCUCUCUCCCCGUCAUCCUCAUCGAUGAGGUGCUCAAGUACAUCUCACGCACCUACUUGGAACAGAAAGAAGAGAACCUGGUGUCUAAGAGAUGGGACUAAGAGAAGAAAGCGGACAAGUUGAUGAAAUGAGAAAGAACUGGCUUUAAAGAAUGAGCACAAUUACCAUCACAAAAGGAAUUACAACAAACAUUCAAGCAGCUAACAGUGAACAAGUCAACAUACCUGAAAAAAGGAAGAAAAAAAUUGAAAGAAAAUGUAUAAAACACACAAUGUUCUGUGAAUAUCAAUGUGAUCUAAGUUUAUGUAUUUAAAUAAAUUAACAUUAUAACAACUAGUAUUUUAAGGAUUCUGUUCCUAAAAAAUAAAAAUAUAUUUCUUAAUAAAGAUAUAUAUUUAAAAAGA